AUGGACAAUGUUCAAUAUUCGUCUGACAUUGAUCAACUUGAGAUAGAACGUUCAAACUAUGUACCAGACGGAAAGAAUCUGAACAUUUCAGGAGUUACAGAUAUGGAGGAUGAUGAAGAUGAACACAGCUCUGCCGAGCAAGAGGCUACCAUACCAUUACAAACUCUAGGAGUGGUCAAUGCAUCUGGAAGCGACAUUCAAGAAAAUGGACUACUUGCUCAUGCAUUGGCGAAUGUAUCAAAAGAUCUGAAAAAAGGAGGUUAUUCAAUCAGAGGAUUACUGUUUGUCAAUGAAUACCCUUGGACUGAUGAGGAAGGGAUGAAUUAUGAGGGAUAA
Messenger RNA from Serpula lacrymans var. lacrymans S7.9, 336 nucleotides. RefSeq lists its product as uncharacterized. The transcript is spliced from 3 exons. Bases 1 to 336 code for a protein of 111 amino acids. Lineage: Eukaryota; Fungi; Basidiomycota; Agaricomycetes; Boletales; Serpulaceae. The record is from RefSeq and is a predicted model, not a curated record.